AUGCGCAACAAGCAACCGGACCCCAACCCGAUCGCCGUCAAGAUGCCAAACAACACAUACGAACGCAACACACACACCGCCGAACUGGCCAUGGCCAACCUACCUCCAGCAGCAACCAAAAUCAAACUGUUCCCCAACUUCGAUAGCAAUCUAAUAUCGAUUGGGCAAAUUUGUGAUACCGACUGCACCGCCACAUUCACCAGCACAGAUCUCACCAUAACAGACAACCCAACUGACACAACCAUACUCAAAGGCUACCGCAAUUGCACCACGAAUGGAUUGUGGCACCUACCGACUGACACCUCCCCUCACCACGCAAUCCCAACACAACAAACACAACAACAACAACUCCGAAAAACAUUCCCGGCAUGCUCCCAUGCCCUCACUCAGCGGCAAUCCCAGAACCAAAGACAACACCACCAGACCUGGCCGCCUCCCACGAUUCCUCCAGCACAUGUACCGACACUCAUCCACAUGCUGCAAAUCACAGCUCAACCGACACACGAAUCCAGCUCGUCCGCUUCGCACAUGCGUCGCUUGGCUCUCCGAACACCACAACGCUCCUCCAAGCACUUGAAAAAGGAUUCGUGCAUGGAUUCCCAGGCCUGA
This is a messenger RNA of Seminavis robusta, 609 nucleotides long. The record is from the annotation of a GenBank genome assembly. NCBI's taxonomy places the organism in Eukaryota, Bacillariophyta, Bacillariophyceae, Naviculales, Naviculaceae.